This is a messenger RNA of Amaranthus tricolor (Joseph's coat), 2585 nucleotides long. RefSeq lists its product as uncharacterized. Bases 270 to 1988 code for a protein of 572 amino acids. The transcript is spliced from 18 exons. Lineage: Eukaryota; Viridiplantae; Streptophyta; Magnoliopsida; Caryophyllales; Amaranthaceae. The record is from RefSeq and is a predicted model, not a curated record.
UUUCGAUUUGUCAUUUUCUCCUCAAACGCUGAAUUUUGUUUUGUUCAACAUUUCCCCAAAUUUUCUCCUGUCUAUGUAUAUGCGCUCUAUCUCCCCACCUCUAAAAUCCACCAUUUUGUCCUUCAUUCACCAUUUCAAGUUAGGAAAACUCAAAUUAAACCUAAUAAAUUGCCUAUUUCUCCGUCAAUUUUACAAUUCCCAUUCUUUGGUAAUCUCCAUUAACGAUUUCUGCAAUAAAUAAGGUUAUUUGGGGACAAAAUUAAAGGAAAAUGUCGUGGCUAAAGAAUGCGGUGAGCAAGGCUGUGGAGGUUGGAAACAAGAACAACAUCACUCGCACCGUCAAAAAUUAUGCUGAUUCUGUUGUUCAGCAAGCUGGACAUGCGGUUGCUGAGGGUGCUAAACUCCUUCAAGAUCGUAUUGUAGCUCGAAACCAUAAAAGCUUUACACAUGCUGUCAAGAGAUUGGAGGAGGCUUCUAUUAGCUGUAGGGGUCCAGAAAGAGUUCAACUGCUAAGAAGAUGGUUGACUCUGCUUAAAGAAAUUGCGAAGCUAUCUGGAGAUUUGACUGAAGAUAAUGUUAUGUCUCUUGAGCAACAUCUUGAUGCUGACGAGACCAACGAUAACACAAGGAAACCAUCUUUAGUUUUAUUUUAUGAUUCUGAAGACCAGAGUGAACCUAUGAACUUCCGGGAUGUUUUCCUUCUCAGUCAAGCUCUUGAGGGCAUAACCCUAUCAAUGAUACUUGAGGCACCUAGUGAAGAAGAGGUUUCUUUGCUUCUUGAGAUGUUUGGGCUUUGUCUCACUGGUGGAAAAGAAGUGCAUCAUGCUAUAGUUAGUAGUAUUCAGGAUCUAGCACAAGUUUUCUCGAGCUAUGAAGAUGAAGUACUGGUGAAGCGAGAGGAAUUGCUACAGUUUGCCCAAGGUGCCAUUUCAGGGCUAAAAAUAAAUGCCGAGCUAUUGAGAGUAGAUAAUCAGGCCUCAAAUCUCAGAAAAAGAAUUGAUGAAAUGAAAAUCUCACCUGAGCUUCGAGGUGAGCAGCAGCCUGCAACAGACUCUACUAGUGCUACAAUAGAGAGCUUAAAGCUGGCACUUGCACAAAUUCGUCUUUGUUCUACUUUAGAAGGUUUGCUACGUAGGAAGCAGUUGCUGCACACUGGGGACACCCCUGAAAUUCAUGCUCAAAAGGUUGAUAAGUUAAAAGUGUUGUGCGAGUCUCUUGCAAAUUCUUCCACAAAAUCUGAGAAGAGAAUAUUAGAUGCUAGAGCUCAGAAGGAAGAGGCUCUGAAAUUUCGCAUGUCAAAGGAAAGUGAAGUUGGUGAGAUGGAGAAGGAAAUUGGAGCCGAGAUUGCUACACUCGAGAAGAAAAGAGAUGAAAUUGAAGCAGAACUUAAAAAGGUGAACAUUUCCUUGACUGCUGCUCGCAAACGUCUUCAAAUUGCAAGGGAAGAGAGAGAUCAAUUCGAAGAGGCUAACAAUCAGAUUCUGGAACACCUAAAAACAAAGGAAGAUGAGCUAUCGAGAUCAGUAGGCUCUUGUAAAGCAGAAGCUGAUGUCCUGAAAACAUGGAUCAAUUUCCUUGAAGAUACCUGGGCUCUUCAAUGCAAAUUCAUGGAAUCGAAGGAAAAGCAGACGAAUGAUGAAUUGGAGAGACAUGAGGGCUUUUUCAUGGACUUGGCCAUUAAACUUCUCUCCGGGUACAAGAAAGAACUGGAGCCUUCCAUUGGCCGUAUUGGGCAAUAUGUGGAGAAUCUUAAGUCUUUAAGUAGAGGGUCAAAUGUAGCAUCACAUGGAGAUGAUGAAGAUUCCAGAAUAUCGGACCCCAGAAGAAAUUUGGAGGAGGAAUACCUGGAUUAUGAAGCCCAGAUCGUGACCACUUUCAGUGUAGUGGAUAACAUGAAAGAGCACAUGUAUUCCAAAGACGGAAAAUUUGUCAGCUUGGCUCAGAUACCAUGUCUUGAAUUUUUCCAUCCAGGAAAGACGAUUCGAUAGUUAAAGAGCUUCUUGACGAUAUUGAGAAAUUGAGAAGGGAAUUUGAAUCAAUUGAAAGACCAGUUCUGGAGAUGGAAUCACCAAGUCGAGUACCAGAGAUUCCAACUGGUGAGAAACCGCAGGAAACUGUAUCACAACCAUCUGUAAGUCCAGAAGCUGAGAAAGAGCAUAUUGAGCCUUCAACGGUAAAUAAAGAACGAACGCUUGAUCAUGAAGCGGAGUUGGCGAAACUGGAAUCUGAAUUCGGUAAACUUGGUGAAGAUUAUACAUCUGAAGAAAUUGGUGGCUGGGAAUUUGAUGAGCUCGAAAAAGAACUGGCAAGUAGUGAGCCAGAAAAGAAGUAGAAAAGAUCAACAGUAUCUACAAAAUUUCCUUGUUUUCUGUGUGUAUUGUAAUAAACUAGCGCAUCUGGACAAUUGUCUUGCACAUGUUUAUUGACCAUGGUCCAUGUGAUAUCCCCACAAGCAUUGUUUUUAGCUGAAGGGAAUUUACUGUAACAUGUAAGCUAUUAGCUAGUUCUAUUUGUAAAUUGUGGAGCACUAUGUUGAUGUUAACUUUACGCUUUGUAGUCUAAUGGUUUAUGACAUAUUUUGGAUC